CAUUUCACAAGAUUUAGCCUUUAACCGGCCUUUUAAUUAGGUAAAGCCGGGGUGGUCGCUUGAUCAUGAUAAAUGCAUACACAGAAGGGGCGCAAGUGCAAAAAAGUUAAUUUUUAUCUACUUCCCAUCAUCCAUCAUCCACCCUUAAAGCAGAAAAGAUGUUGCAAUGGUAUGAGAGCUUUUUGCUCUCUAAUGCAAGUCAAAUUACUGCUGUGGAAAGUUCUCUGCGUAGUAUCACUUACUUUCUUCCCGGUCGAUUUCCCGAUUCAGAAUUGGCAGGAGAAGCAGUAUAUUCUGCUUUGAAUUUGUUGGGCCUUUAUCAUGAUUCCAUCUUGGUCAGGCUGCUCUCGCCACGAUCUAUGCCUCGAUCGAUCGGUGUAUCUUCUUCAUCAUCCAGGUCAACAAUCAAUUCGAGCAGAUCAACUUCUGCUUUACAAGCGAGCGCUACACCUCAAUCCGUAUCUACAACCGGAGCACCAGCACCUCCUGCAACAUAUAGCAAACUACAGCAUACACCUUCCGAGCAUGCCAGAUAUACCCAUCAUUUUUCCGACUCAAGUUCAACAUACAGUAGAUUAGCACGAGUUUUGGUGAUUAUCGGAUAUGUUGAACUACUAUCCGAAAUGCUCGCUCGGAGAAAGCUAGGGCCAAAGAAAGCUUGGGAUGUGGUUGUAGGCAUCGAAAGUGUCAAAGCUGUGCUAAGACUGGCCUUGCUACGAUUAACAGAAACCCGAACUUCCAUUCAACCGCCUAUCCCAGAGCGUGAGGUAGAUCCGGCCAUGCUGGAAGAAGAUCGCAAGGCGACACUAGCAAACGCUCUACAGCCAUCCAACGAAGGACCAAGCGGUAGUACAUCAUCAUUAGCAGCAUCAGCCCACCUGUCUGGUCUUUCGCCUGAAGAGCAGGCUCAAGCUGAUGUCUGGCGUGGAUCUCGGACCGGACUGACAAGACCAACGCUAACCUCUAUUCAUCAGCGUGCACAUCCCGGAGCGAAUCAAAGGCCACCACAGCCAAACGGAAUUAGAUCAAGACAUCCUUUGGCCUCUCGCAGAUCAGCAUUGGGAACUGCCUCUCCCUCAUUGGACAAUUCAGGUUCCGGAUCUGGCUCGGAUUCUGAUGAGACUUUAGUUGAUUCAUGGACAGAGAAAGACGUCAACGAUUAUCUGAUGAGCCGUACUUUGACACCGAAUGAUGUCAAGAAGCCGGAAGAUUUGGUUAGAAAGCUGAAGAAUGGGAUGGGCGUGACGGCUGAAUUGAUUUGGAUUCUGCGUCCUCUUCUUUACGUUUUGGCUCUCAGACGAUGGGGUCGUCGACACAAGACGCCAUUCUUCCUUUCAUUGGGAAUGGAAUAUCUUGCUCGAUUGAUGCGCAUUCGUGCGCUUACUCCUCCUGGAGCAUCUAUAUCGCCUUCUCCCUUGGCAAAUCCUUUACUGAUGGCAAUGAUGGGUGAUAGUAGUGUUUUGAGUCUGUUGGCCAAAUUGACGGGAAGUGGAGCGAAAGAAGCAAGACCGAUUAGUGAAGUUGAAAAGCAAGAAUGGGAAAAGAGAAGUCGUGCAUUCUGGUGGUAUUUGUUGCGUGGACCGGCAUGGUAUUCUUUCACCCGUCCAAAGUUGGAGUCAUUGGCUAGUAAAACGGAAGCCAGACCAUUACUAGGUAUCAUUGGUGGAAUUGUGCGAGAUUAUCUACCAUUGGUCGAUGAUUAUUACUAUUAUAGCUCUACAUAAACC
Meira miltonrushii is the source of this 1727-nucleotide messenger RNA. Its product is annotated as peroxisome membrane protein. Gene Ontology annotation, cellular component: peroxisomal membrane. The record is from RefSeq and is a predicted model, not a curated record. Lineage: Eukaryota; Fungi; Basidiomycota; Exobasidiomycetes; Exobasidiales; Brachybasidiaceae. The coding region runs from base 159 to 1724 and encodes 521 amino acids. The transcript has a single exon. Gene Ontology annotation, biological process: peroxisome organization.